GGGCAACUGGCAGCUGGAUUUCGGGAAGGGUUAUUAGGCAAAAAUAAGACAAACCGGACUUGUCCUCAUUUUAAUGGUGGAUGUAGAGUACUAAUACACGUUCACAUUCAUUACACCCGUCAAUCCUCACAGUGACUCUGCGGUAUAGUAGAGACUUAACACCAUUUUGCAUGUGAGGAAACAGAAACCUACUCAGGGUUUCCGAGGAAAACACCUCCACCUGAAGCCGGAGAAAGAACUGGGUCUCCAGACCUUGCUCAGCAAAUCCAGCCACGUGGCGGAGGGAGAGAGGAGGGCCUGGCGUCAGGUUACCAGGCAGCGCCCCUCUGUUCGGCCCACUGCCAAGCGCUCCCAGCAGCAGGCAUAAAAGCUCAGGCCGGCUGUCCUUGAGCACUUGUGCUGAACCCCACCGCGCGCGCUUUGAAUUUCCCAGCGGCUAAGCACGUCUCCUCUCUUGGUCGGUGUACCAGGCAGAAAGGCGCAGAGACCCAUCUGACGCAGGACUCCAGGCAGACAGGCUCCAGCAGAGGGUGGCCAGAUGUGGUGCCUGGAGCGACUCCGCUUGGGCCCUGAGCGCCUUCGGCGGGGCGGGGACUGGCUUCUCCCGGGUCGGGCCCGCGGAGCCAGGUCUCUCACCACCGCCGGGUGCGCAAACGUGCUCACCCCGGACCGCAUCCCCGAGUUCUGCAUCCCGCCGCGGCUCGAGCCCCGCCUGGCCUUGGCAGCUCUCCGGAAUUCUUGGAGUGAAGAAGCAGGGAGAGACGAAGGCGCGGGCCACACGGACUGGGACCCGCGCUCGCAGGCCGCGCUGUCGCUCUCACAUCUGCGGCGUGUGCGCACCACCUACGGCUUCUGCGCGCUGCUGGAGAGCCCGCACACGCGCCGCAAGGAGUCACUCCUGCUCGGGGGCCUGCCCGCGCCCUGGCCCCGGGCUCACACCUACGGCGGCGGCGGCAGCCCAGACGCCCCCCUGGGGACAAUGCGCGGCCCGCGAGCUCCGCUCCCGGCCACCCCGGCGGCCCCCGGUGGUCCCCGCCCGCCCCAGGACGCUCUCGCCCCGCGGCCCCGCGGCUGCCGCCUCCUGCGCGCCCCCAACAGGCUGCUGAGCCGCGCGCUGCGGGCGGGAAGGAGUCGCCGCCGGGCCCGGGCCCGCGCCCGCUCCGUCUCCAGCGGGAACGAGGACGAGGAGCGCCGCGCAGGCUCCCAGUCCCCGGCCCGGGCCCCUUCCGCCAGCCCCCCGUCGGCCCGGGCCCCGCUUCCCGAGCGCCUGGAGGCCGAGGGCACCGUGGCUCUGGGCCGCGCCGGCGACGCCCUGCGCCUGGCCGCCGAGUACUGUCCGGGAACCGGGCGCCUCCGCCUCCGGCUGCUCCGCGCCGAGGGCCUGGCCGGAGGCGCCCCCGUGCCCCGCGCGGUCCGCUGCCGCCUCAGCCUCGUGCUACGGCCGCCGGGCACCGCGCACCGGCAAUGCAGCGCCGUCGUGGGGCGCAGCCGCAAGGCCGCCUUGGACCAGGACUUCUACUUCGACGGCCUCUCGGAGGACGAGGUGCGCCGCCUGAUGGUUCGUGUGAAGGCUCGGGAGGAGGGCCGCGGCCGGGAGCGGGGCCGCCUGCUGGGCCAGGGCGAGCUGCCUCUGGGCGCCCUCCUGCUGCUCUGAGGGCCCGGCCUUCCCCUGGGCGCCCCCGACACUGACAGCUGCCUUGAAUAAAAUAAACGUGUAUAUGUUGUUCU
Molecule: messenger RNA, 1728 nt
Organism: Cebus imitator (Panamanian white-faced capuchin)
Lineage: Eukaryota; Metazoa; Chordata; Mammalia; Primates; Cebidae
Gene: C2CD4A
Product: C2 calcium dependent domain containing 4A
Exons: 2
Coding region: 539-1654 (371 amino acids)
Source: RefSeq, a predicted model, not a curated record